This is a messenger RNA of Penicillium antarcticum, 969 nucleotides long. Its product is annotated as intradiol ring-cleavage dioxygenase. Lineage: Eukaryota; Fungi; Ascomycota; Eurotiomycetes; Eurotiales; Aspergillaceae. The coding region runs from base 1 to 969 and encodes 322 amino acids. Gene Ontology annotation, molecular function: oxidoreductase activity, acting on single donors with incorporation of molecular oxygen, incorporation of two atoms of oxygen; ferric iron binding. The record is from RefSeq and is a predicted model, not a curated record. The transcript has 2 exons.
AUGCGAUUCUUCUCUCUAUUGGCGUCAGCCAGCUUGACUUUUGUGGCCGCUGCCCACCCCGGUCCCCAUGCUGCACCCCUCGAAGCUGAAAUGGCCCACAAGGCAGAACUUUCCGGUCGUUGUGCCCAGCAUGUCGCUCACUUCAACGAAAAGCGUUGGAGAAGGGACCUAAGCCAUAUUGGAAACACCACUGUCCAGAUCCAAACGCAAGCUCCCUAUCACGAAGUCCUGCAAAACGACACCUGUGUUCUCACCCCUGAGGUCACUGCAGGUCCAUACUACUGGCCACGGUCUCAGAUGCUCCGACAGGAUAUGACAGAAGAUCAGGUUGGAAUGCCCUUGUGGCUGGAUAUUGGGGUUAUGGAUAUGGCAACCUGCAGUCCUUUGGAGGGCGUGAUGGUCGAUCUUUGGCACUGCAAUGCAACGGGAAGCUACUCAAGCUUCACUAAGCUGUCACCCAAUACCAAGUUUCCAAAUCUUCUGGCCGAAGAAGGCAAGAACAUCUCGGAUUUUGUUGUCGGCACCACGGACAUUCAUACCGACUCGGAAACUUGGCUUCGAGGGAUGUGGCCAACCAAUGAGCACGGAAUGAUGCAAAUGAAAACUAUAUUCCCAGGUUUCUACGUUGAGAGAGCUAUCCAUAUCCACGUUCAAGUGCACACCGACUGGACCACCCGCGAAAACGGAACACUAGUCUUCGAGAACACUGUCAGCACCGGACAACUGUACUUUGAUGAAGAGCUGGAAGAAAAGAUAAUGGCAAUGGAGCCUUACUCUUCCCAUACUCAGAUUAACCGCACCCACAAUUCCGUGGACAUGGAGUUUUCCAAAGGUACCAAAAAUGGCUACAACCCGACGGUCUCGGUCUUGCCUCUUGAUGAGAAUGACCUUUCGAAAGGCUUGGUUGGGUAUAUCACAAUCGGGGUGGAUACUUCGGCCAUCGAGGAUGAGCAUUGGUCCGCAUCUUAA